AUGAGAUUCUUCAGUUUCAAAUCCUCUAAAGAGGCCGAUGUGCCCGAGGAAACAAACAACGCUUCACUUACCGAUGUUCGCCACACACCGUCUCCUUCUCCGGGCCCGACUUCGAAACCAUCCAGCGAGAAAGAGAGUACUCUGAUCGAUGAGUCGAUCAGGAACUCAAUCCUGAAUGAAGAUUCCGAAAAAGCAAUUGUCAGCCCGAGUCCGGGCCCUCAUACCCCAGAGCCCAUCCUACACGAGAACAAGGAUUCCACUCCCAAUGAAAAGGACCCCAAGGAGGAAUCCAAGGAAAAUGUCCCAAAGGAAGAUUCAGACAAGGAAGUAGCAACAGAAGCGAAGGGUGAAACCGAAACACCAGAUGACGAGGAAUAUCCGUCUGCGUGGAAAUUGACCCUGAUAACUAUCGGUCUUUGUUUCUGCGUUUUCUGCGUGACAUUGGACAACACAAUCCUUGCAACAGCCAUUCCCAAAAUCACAGAUGAAUUCAAUUCCCUCGAAGAUGUCGGUUGGUACGGUAGUUCCUAUCUACUAACCACCUGCGCGGUCACCCUGACCUUCGGCAAACUAUACACUUUCUACUCGAUCAAGUGGAUUUACCUGACUGCGCUCAUCGUCUUCGAGAUUGGCUCGCUUGUCUGUGCUACUACUCCCACCUCGGUCGGUCUCAUCUGCGGUCGUGCCGUUGCCGGCUUUGGAGCUGCUGGGUUGUUCUCUGGUUCUAUUCUUAUCAUCAGCAAGACUGUUCCUCUUGCCAAACGGCCUAUGUAUACUAGUCUCAUCGGAUCGAUGGCCGGUAUUGCUAAUGUGGCGGGUCCGCUUAUGGGUGGUGCAUUCACUGAUCACCUCACCUGGCGUUGGUGUUUCUACAUCAACCUGCCCAUCGGAGCUGUGACUUUCUUCUUUGUGCUGGCCUUCUUCCAGAACCCUAAGCCUAUCCUGGCCAAGAAUACCUUCAAGGAGCAGAUCAAGGAGCUGGACCUGCUUGGUUCGUUCUUCUUCUUGCCUGCCAUUAUCAGUUUGCUGUUGGCUCUGCAAUGGGGUGGUACCAAGUAUGACUGGAGCAAUGGACGUAUCAUCGGUCUCUUCGUCGUGUGUGGUGUGCUCCUCUUGAUCUUCACGGGCAUUCAGUACAAGGCCCAAGACAAAGCUACUAUACCUCCUCGACUGAUCAAGAACCGUAGUGUCUGGGGCGCGGCCUGGUUUGCCUUGGCUCUUGGUGCUGGUUUCUUCGUCAUGACAUUCUAUCUCCCCAUCUGGUUCCAGUCGAUCAAAGGCGCAACAGCCCUCAAGUCAGGCAUCAUGAAUCUACCCAUGAUCAUCGGAGUUAUUGUCUGCUCCAUCAUCGCCGGUGGUCUCGUCACUGCCUGCGGCUACUAUACACCAUUCAUGAUCGCCUCAUCGAUCACCAUGGCUAUCGCCGCCGGGCUCCUGGCCACUCUGGAAACAGACUCGAAUCACUCCAAGUGGAUCGGAUACCAGGCCCUGUUCGGUAUCGGUAUCGGUCUAGGCAUGCAACAGCCCAUGAUUGUCGCCCAGGCUGCUCUCAAGACUGUAGAUGUUCCCAGCGGUACGGCGAUUGUUAUGUUCGCGCAGACUCUUGGUGGUGCGAUCUUCGUGUCCGUCGGGCAGAAUGUGUUCCAAAACCAACUGUUUCAUAAUUUGGCCAUUUAUGCCCCGGAUCAGAAUGCCGCUCAACUCGUCUCGGCUGGUGCUACUAUGCUGCGCUCUGUUGUGACUGGGUCUGAUCUCCACAAGGUACUGGUUGCUUACAACGCUGCCAUCACUGAGACCUUCUAUGUUGCUGUCGCGAUGAGUGCAUUGUCCCUGGUCGGUCCUAUCUUUGUUGAGUGGAUCUCGGUCAAGGGCAAGAAAGUAGAGAUGGCCGCCGUGUGA
Messenger RNA from Penicillium arizonense, 1899 nucleotides. Its product is annotated as MDR family MFS transporter. The record is from RefSeq and is a predicted model, not a curated record. Gene Ontology annotation, biological process: transmembrane transport. Bases 1 to 1899 code for a protein of 632 amino acids. Gene Ontology annotation, molecular function: transmembrane transporter activity. The transcript is spliced from 4 exons. Lineage: Eukaryota; Fungi; Ascomycota; Eurotiomycetes; Eurotiales; Aspergillaceae.